Solanum tuberosum (potato) is the source of this 1263-nucleotide messenger RNA. RefSeq names its product fatty acyl-CoA reductase 2-like. Gene Ontology annotation, cellular component: intracellular membrane-bounded organelle. Lineage: Eukaryota; Viridiplantae; Streptophyta; Magnoliopsida; Solanales; Solanaceae. The transcript has 9 exons. Gene Ontology annotation, biological process: long-chain fatty-acyl-CoA metabolic process; suberin biosynthetic process. The coding region runs from base 1 to 1263 and encodes 420 amino acids. Gene Ontology annotation, molecular function: alcohol-forming very long-chain fatty acyl-CoA reductase (NADP+) activity. The record is from RefSeq and is a predicted model, not a curated record.
AUGGUACCAACAACUAAGUUGUUUUCUGCAAAUAGUACUACUCAUUUCUCUAACAAAUUUUCAUACAAAAUUAGAUCAAAGAAAACUAGUCAAUCAACAUUAGGAAUUGAUCAUGGCAUUGGCAUGUCUUCCUCUUCUAUUAAAGCAUUGAGUGAUCAUCAAGGAGAUGUUUUAGCUAAAAAUGGAAUAGGGAUUGCCGACUUUUUUGAAGCCAAAAACCUUCUUGUCACUGGUGUUACAGGAUUUCUUGCAAAAGUUUUGAUUGAAAAGAUGCUAAGAACAACACCAAAAAUAAACAAGAUCUACCUCCUUGUUAGGGCAAAGGAUAAGGAAGCUGCAUUUGACAGAUUAACAACUGAAAUAAUAGAGUCAACAUUAUUCAAAUGUCUAAAAGAAAUGCAUGGGGAAUCUUAUGAGUCAUUCAUAAGGAGUAAAUUGAUUCCUGUGGUUGGAAAUAUUCAUGAGCCAAACCUUGGUAUGGAUAGUAUUAUUUCUCAACAAAUAGCUCAAGAAAUUGAUUUGAUCAUUGACUCCGCAGCAAAUACCACAUUGGACUUGAGGUAUGACUUAGCUCUUGAUGCUAAUGUGAAUGGUCCAUACCAACUCAUGAAGUUUGCCAAGAAAUGCAAGAACUUGAAACUUCUCAUUCAUUAUUCGACCGCAUAUGCCAAUGGAGAAAGAGAAGGUCUACUAUAUGAGAAGCCUUUCAUCAUGGGAGAAAGCAUAACAAAGGAAAAACUGACAUCACAUUCUUCAUCUGCUAAAUUUCCAUCUCUCAAUGCUGCCAAUGAGUUGGAAUUUGUAUCAAAGUUGAAGAAUUCUAUUGAAAAUAAUGAGUUCAAGAAAAUUAUGAAAGAAUUAGGAGCUGAGAGGGCAAAGUUAUAUGGAUGGCAUGAUACAUAUUCAUUCACAAAGGCCAUGAGUGAGAUGGUGAUUGAUAGCAUGAGGGAAGACAUACCAAUAGUCAUUAUUCGUCCCUCCAUAAUAACAACUAGUUAUGAACAACCUUUUCCUGGAUGGAUACAAGGAUUCAGGGUAAUCGACCCUAUAAUUACUUUCUAUGGAAAAGGUGUGUUUCCAAGCAUUUUUGCUGAUCCAAAUUGUCUUAUUGAUGUGGUUCCUGUUGAUAUGGUUGUAAAUGCUACAAUGGCUGCUAUUGCAAAACAUGGAUACUUGCAAAGUCCAGAGCUAAAUGUCUAUCAUGUAGCAUCGUCAUCUGUGAAUCCUUUAUUAAUGUCACAACUUUUUGAGAGAUCAAGUUGA